UCUCAUCCACUCGGACUUGUCUAAAGAUGCUCAGCGCCUCGGGUCGCCUGUCUCCCACUGAAACUGAGCUGUCUUGAGAAGAAAAAAACAAGUAAAGUGCGUUUUUAUUAUAAUCUCUCUUAUUCCGGCGCGCGUGCACCUCAUCGACAUGGAAAUGAAGAAAUCUAUUUCGGACACCGAGCGCGCGCUCCGGAGCUACGGCUCCGUGUCGGAAACAGCGUGGACAACGGACAAAGGCCACUCGGACGUGUCCAUGGCGGAGAGCACCAUGUCUCCGGAGGAGAUCGAGGUGGAGAUGGCCCGUAUCCAGCGCCUGCGGGAGGUCCUGGUGCGCCGGGAGUCCGAGCUGCGCUUCAUGAUGGACGACAUUCAGCUGUGCAAAGACAUCAUGAGUCUAAAGCAGGAGCUGAGACAGAUUGUGGCCGUACCAGAGAAAGAAAAAAACAAGAAGCACAAGCAGCGGGAGGAGGAGCUGAUCCUGAAGAUCCAUAAGCUGGUGCAGAAAAGGGAUUUCCUGGUGGACGAUGCCGAGGUGGAGAGAUUGAGGGAGAAAGAGGAGGACAUAGAGAUGGCGGAGUUCCUCAGGCUGAAGUUGAGGCCUCUGGAACAGAAACUCAAAGACGCACAGCAUCCUCCAAAGACCAAGCGAUGCAUCCCAGAGCCACCCGCCAACAAACCAUCCAUCACCAAGUCCGGAGCGGCCAUCAUAAAGGACUGCUGUGGAGCCACCCAGUGCGCCGUGAUGUAACCCACGGCGACCUCCUCCCGGCGCCGUGUCACAGCGCUCGCAUGACCUGAUCACUUCCUGGUACUCAGAGAACCACAGGCAGCAGAGUUUGCCCUUGAAUCUGCUCAGGAAUCAUAAUUACACCUCAACCGCAGGCGUGUGGGAACUGAUCCCUAAUCAGCGUUCAAGGGAAACCUGACAGUGAGUUUGUUAAAGUAAAGCCAGGGGGAGCUUUAAACGGAACUGUACAUAAAAAUCUGAUAACCGUGUCUGUAUAUUUAUUCAGUCUGUUGACUCGGAGGCAGAUCAGAUCAUUCGGUCACGUUACAUUCCUUUAAACCUGUGAUGCAUCUGAUAGUACAAGCACAACGUCCACAAGGUGAACUAAGGGGGGAAGAAGAGAAAGACAUUUCCAGUCUGCCAUGUAUCAUUCGACUGACUCUGUGCCCACAUAUGAACCUCAGACUUUCAGGAGCUUAAUAAUUCUGCGUUUUACAAUAUUCUUUUUUUUCAGGGUUAGGCAGAACGUAGCUGGCUAUGAAAUGCAAACACGGCCUCCCACAAACCAGUGAAGGAAAAGGUUGCUUCACACUGGCGGCCUGAGGGUGCUUUUGUGGGGACAGUUGAGAAAUGAUCUCACAGAGUUUACAGAUUAAGCUUCUGGUGACCACUGCACACUUUAAAGUUAGCAGAGGAGGCUUGGUGGCACUUUAAAGGAUAUACAUGAACAAGGGGGAUUUUGCUUGAUCGCUUCCAGAGCAGAGCAAAUUAAUGAAGGAAAUUCAAUUUAGGGAUUUGGUUUGGUGCCAGAGGAGAAGUGGACAGAAAGGCCUCUCAGGUAAUAGACGGUUAUUGGGUAAACCAAGGAAAUGCACUGACGUCCUGCGGAAACCAGGCCGGGAAGGCAGAACGUUAAUGUACAAUAAAUGAAAAGUCGACUCUAAAAUAUGGCCGACCCCUCGAAGCGAGUCGAGUGCCGUCAGCUACACAUGACUCACCUCUGUAUUCUCUUGGGUUUUGCACAUCCUGACGUCAUCGGCUGUAAAUACCAGCGCUCGACUCUCGUCCCGCUCGCUCAUUCUGCAGCUACCUGGAAAUAUUAACUAUGGUAGUAAGACUUCAACCAUAGCAGUCACGAAUACUGCAGACAGACUCGCAUCGUUUGAAUUUAGACUUUCAUUUUUAUGAUAAAGACGCCCAGAACUGAUUUAAAACUCGUUUAAAAGCCUCCAAUAUCCUGUAUGUGUGUGUUUGAGUGUAUUUAAAGCAUCAGUGAUUUGUGUCGGGCAGAGUGUUGCUUUGUCACUUUUACUUCCUACCGAUAACUUCUGUAGUUGUAGUGAAUUUAUGAGGGUCCCAACAGUAAAUAUGCAGAAAAAUAAGCUGAAACUACUUGUACAUAUGUGUUUCAAUAAAGAGCAUCUUUCAGGAA
Messenger RNA from Menidia menidia (Atlantic silverside), 2159 nucleotides. The record is from the annotation of a GenBank genome assembly. NCBI's taxonomy places the organism in Eukaryota, Metazoa, Chordata, Actinopteri, Atheriniformes, Atherinopsidae.